Peniophora sp. CBMAI 1063 is the source of this 2577-nucleotide messenger RNA. NCBI's taxonomy places the organism in Eukaryota, Fungi, Basidiomycota, Agaricomycetes, Russulales, Peniophoraceae. The record is from the annotation of a GenBank genome assembly.
AUGGCACCUUCCGACUUCGCCAAUGCUGACAUCGAUAGCAUCCUCGAGCAGCUCACUCUUGAGGAGAGCAUCUCCCUCACAGCCGGUGUAGGGUUUUGGCACACUGCCGCUGUCCCUCGUCUAGGUAUUCCCGCCCUCAAGGUCAGCGAUGGACCGAACGGCAUUCGCGGCAAUCACUUCUGCAUGGGGUGUCCGAGCAAGUGCCUACCGUCUGCGACGGCUCUCGGUGCGACCUGGGAUCCGACUUUGAUCGAGCGCGUUGGACACGAGCUGCUUGCGCCCGAGGCCAAACUUCGUCAGGCGUCUGUUGCGCUUGCACCGACUUGUAACAUCCAACGGAAUCCGCUUGGCGGUCGCAGCUUCGAGAGCUUCUCUGAGGACCCGCUUCUUUCUGGUCUCAUUGCUGCCGCGUACACGAAGGGCGUGCAGGAUGAAGGUAUCGCAAUCACCAUCAAGCACUUCACGUGCAAUGACAAGGAGAAUGACCGCUUCGGAUAUGAUGCUGUCGUAUCGGAGAGGGCCUUUCGCGAGAUAUAUCUCAUGCCGUUCAUGCUCGCGCAAAAGAUUGCAAAACCUUGGUCUUUCAUGACAGCGUACAACAGGAUCAACGGCACGCACGCUUCGGAGAACAAGAAGCUUCUUCAGGACAUUCUCCGCAACGAAUGGGGCUUCGAUGGUCUUGUCAUGAGCGACUGGAACGUUGUCAUUCUCGGCGUUUGGUGUAUCGAUCAUGCUCUGAAUGCUGGUCUCGAUCUGGAAAUGCCCGGCACAAAUAAGUGGAGGACGCUCAACCUCGUUCAACGCGCCGUACAAGGUUUCAAAGUCACACCACGUACCAUCAAGGAGCGUGCGCGCAAGGUUCUCGAGCUCGCUCAGAAGUGCGCUAAGGGUGCACCUGAGGUCCUUGAUGGGGAUGGCAUAGAGCGCACCAAUGAGUCUGAGGAGGACAAGGCACUGAUGCGCAAGGUCGCCGCCGAGUCGAUCGUCCUUCUCAAGAAUGACAACAAUAUCCUUCCGCUGCAGCCUGACAAGAUCAAGAAGAUUGCUAUCGUUGGCGGCAAUGCUAAGGCUUUCAUCGUGUCCGGUGGAGGCUCCGCUUCGCUCAAGCCGUCCUACUUCACAUCUCCCUAUGAUGGUAUCGUUGACUCGCUCCCGAAAGACGUAGACGUCGUAUACUCUGAGGGCGCCGGGACGUACAAGACGCAGCCUUCGCUGGACUUCGACAUCUUCACCGAGAAGGGCGAGCGCGGGUGGAUCGCAUCGUGGCACAAGCACACAAGCGACGACUCGAUGGAGGUUGUACCGGAGCCUGUAUCGGUUAAUCUCAUGGACGAGACACGCAUCUUCGUCAGCCUGAGCGCGCCGAAGGGCCUGACCGAGCGAUGGACCUGCCGUCUCCGCGGCGAGCUCAAGCCUCGGGAGAAGGAUAUGAAGUUCAAGUUCGGUCUGUGCGUCGCUGGUCGUGCGAAGCUUUACGUCGACGACAAGCUUGUCAUCAACAACUGGGAUCGCCAGCGCCGCGGAGAAGAGUUCUUCGGAUGCGCUACAGAAGAGGAGACCGGGGUCGUUGAUCUGAAGGCUGGCGUGGCACACAAGAUCUUCGUGGACUUCUGCAACGUGCGUGGACCCGCAGACAACGAUACGGAUGAGCUGGUCAUGGACACCAACGCCGGCGUUCGUCUUGGUGGCGCUGAGGUGCGCGACCCGGACGAGCUCAUGGAGGAGGCAGUUGCGCUCGCGCGUGAUGCGGAUGUUGCUAUCGCCGUCGUCGGUCUUAAUGCCGAUUGGGAAAGUGAGGGAUAUGACCGAACGACGCUCGCGCUUCCCGGACGCACGGACGAGCUUGUGGCAAAGGUCGCGGCCGCGAACCCCCGCACGGUGGUGGUGUCGCAAUCCGGCUCGUCCAUCGAAAUGCCGUGGGCACGCAGCGUCGGCGCGCAUAUCCAUGCAUGGUACCUCGGCAAUGCUACCGGCGAAGCUAUAGCGGACGUACUGUUUGGACGCGUUACUCCCGGCGCAAAACUUUCUCUAUCAUUCCCCAAACGCUUGGCGGAUGUCCCUGCCCAUGGCCACUUCAACGUCGAUGAUGGGAAAGUCUUAUAUGGAGAGGACGUUUUUGUCGGGUACAAGGGCUAUCAACACCGUCUCAUUGAGCCCGAGUACGCGUUUGGCCACGGCUUGUCGUACACAACUUUCGAGUACUCUGACCUUCAAGUCUCUGAAGCAUCCGUCUCAAAUGGCGACGUCACCGCCAAGGCAACGGUCACACUCAAGAAUACUGGCAGCGUCGCAGGCGCGGAGGUCGUUCAGCUCUAUGUUUCGUGGCCGGGUACCUCUGCGCUCAUACACCCACCUAAUACCCUGAAGGCCUUCCGGAAGGUCGUGGUUCAGCCGGGUCAGAGCACGGUGGUUGAGCUUGCGCUUGACAAGUAUGCCGUCUCAUCCUGGUAUGAGCGUCUGAACUGCUGGGUGGCAGAGAAGGGUGCAUACACCGUCUCGGUCGGUGGUGCCAGCGAUAAGUUGCCACUCAGUGCAACGCUCGAGGUUCCCAAAGUGCUCGAGUGGAGGGGCCUGUAA